AUGGCCAGGCCACGGCUUGAGCCGGAUCCGGCUGCCAAGGAAUCCCUGUCACCUCUGGAGAGCAGGAUGCGGCUGGAGAUGCGCGAGCAGGUUGAAACUCUGAAGGCGAAGCUCCUGGAGCAGGCGCAGGAGAUCAGCCGGCUGCGCUCAGAGCUGGGCGGCACAGAUGCGGAGAAGCACCGGGACCUGCUGGCAGCCGAGAAUGAACGCUUGCGGCAGGAGAUGAAGGCAUGCGAGGGGGAGCUGCGGGAGCUGCGGCGGCAGCAGCAGGCACCGUGCUGGGACUGUGCCCACCUCCAGGUGCAGCAGAAGACAAACCGCUUGGCCGAGGUGGAGCUGCGGCUCAAGGACUCCCUGGCCGAGAGAGCCGAGGAGGAGGAACGGCUCAGCCGGCGGCUGCGGGACAGUCAGGAGACCAUCGCAAGCCUCAAGUCCCAGCCCCAGCAGAUAAAGUGUAUCAUCAAGACGGUGGAGGUGGAGUCGGCCAAGGCGAAGCAAGCCCUGUGCGAGAGCCAGUCCCGAAACCAGUACCUGCAGGAGCAGGUGGGGAUGCAGAGGCAGGUGCUGAAGGAGAUGGAGCAGCAGCUGCAGAGCUCCCAAAAGACAGUGGCUCAGCUCCGAGCUCAGAUCACGAUGUAUGAGGCCGAGCUGGAGCAAGCCCACGGGCAGAUGCUGGAGGAGAUGCAGGCAAUGGAGGAGGAGAAGAACCACGCCAUCGAAGAGGCGUUUUCCCGUGCCCAAGUGGAGAUGAAGGCAGUGCACGAAAACCUGGCAGGCGUCCGGACCAACCUGCUGACACUGCAGCCCGCACUGCGCACCCUCACCCAUGACUACAACAGCCUGAAGCGUCAGGUCCGCGACUUCCCCCUGCUCCUCCAGGAGACCCUGCGGAGCGCCAGGGCCGAGAUCAGCCAAGCCAUCGAGGAGGUGCACAACACCAACCGGGAGCUGCUGCGCAAGUACCGGCGGGAGCUGCAGCUCCGCAAGAAGUGUCACAACGAGCUGGUGCGGCUGAAAGGAAACAUCCGGGUUUUUGGGCGAGUCCGCCCCAUCAUGAAGGAGGAUGGCGAGGGCCCAGAGGCAGCCAACGUGGUGACCUUCGAUGCCGACGAUGAUGCCGUCCUGCACCUCCUGCACAAGGGGAAGCAGGUGUCCUUUGAGCUGGAUAAAGUCUUCCCCCCACAAGCAUCCCAGGAGGAGGUGUUUCAGGAGGUCCAGGCCCUGGUCACCUCCUGCAUCGACGGCUACAACGUCUGCAUCUUUGCCUAUGGGCAGACAGGAGCAGGAAAAACCUACACGAUGGAGGGAACAGCAGCAAACCCAGGGAUCAACCAGCGGGCCCUGCAGCUCCUCUUCUCCGAGGUGCGGGGCAAGGCGGCUGACUGGGACUAUGCCAUCAGCGUCAGUGCCGCCGAGAUUUACAACGAGGCGCUCAGGGACUUGCUGGGGAAGGAGCCGCAGGAGAAGCUGGAGAUCAAGCUGUGCCCCGACGGCAGUGGGCAGCUCUACGUCCCCGGCCUGACCGAGUUCAGGGUGCAGAGCGUGGAAGACAUCAACAAGGUCUUCGAGUUCGGCCACGUCAACCGGGCGACAGAGUGCACCAACCUGAACGAGCACAGCUCCCGCUCCCAUGCCCUCCUUAUCAUCACUGUCCGCGGCCUUGACCGCAGCACAGGGCUCCGCACCACAGGAAAGCUGAACCUGGUGGACCUGGCGGGAUCGGAGCGUGUCGGGCGGUCGGGCGCAGAGGGCAGCCGGCUCCGUGAGGCGCAGCACAUCAACAAGUCCCUCUCGGCUUUGGGUGAUGUCAUUUACGCCCUGCGCUCCCGGCAGGGCCACGUGCCCUUCCGCAACUCCAAGCUGACCUACCUGCUGCAGGACUCACUCAGCGGCGACAGCAAAACCCUCAUGAUGGUGCAGGUCUCCCCCGCCGAGAAAAACACGAGCGAGACGCUGUGCUCCCUGAAGUUCGCCGAGAGGGUUCGCUCUGUGGAGCUGGGGCCUGUCUCCCGCAAGGCUGAGCUGACCUCCUGGCCCAGCCAGGACCACCUCCACUGGCAACCAUCACGCAGAACUGCAGCAUCCUCCAGCCGGGGCCACACGUCCCCCAGCCCGGGGCAGCUCUCUGGCCGUGCCGCCUCCAUCCGCAGGAAGCUCCAGACCUCAGGGAAACUGAGGCCGGUCCCUGUGUGA
Charadrius vociferus (killdeer) is the source of this 2193-nucleotide messenger RNA. RefSeq names its product kinesin family member C3 (gene KIFC3). Gene Ontology annotation, biological process: microtubule-based movement. NCBI's taxonomy places the organism in Eukaryota, Metazoa, Chordata, Aves, Charadriiformes, Charadriidae. Gene Ontology annotation, molecular function: microtubule motor activity; microtubule binding; ATP binding. The record is from RefSeq and is a predicted model, not a curated record. Bases 1 to 2193 code for a protein of 730 amino acids. The transcript has 18 exons.